AUGCCGGUGGAUAUAUUGACGAAGGCCUUAUUUGAUGGACCUGAAACAAUUCCCGGUUGGGAAUAUAUAAAGACAUAUGGUCCAGUAUUGGCUACAUUAGGUGCGAUCAAAUAUUACUUCAGAGGUGCCACCAAUACUUGGGAAAGAGAUCUUCAUGGGAAAGUCUUUUUAGUGACGGGUGGUACAUCUGGUGUUGGAGCACAAGUGGCUUAUGAAUUGGCCGCUAAUGGUGCUGAAGUGAUUCUUCUUGUGAGAUCUACUGAAGAUAUUUGGAUUGUUGAUUUUGUUAAUGAUAUGAGAGAAAGUACUAAUAAUAUUUUGAUUUAUGCUGAAGAAUGUAAUUUAAAUUCAUUAUAUUCAAUUAGAAAAUUCGCUACCAAAUGGUUGGAUAAUCAACCUCCUAGAAGAUUAGAUGGUGUGAUAUGUUGUGCAGCAGAUGUUAUACCAACUGGUGUUGCUAGACAAGUUACUCUUGAUGGUAUUGAAAAGCAAUUGGGAAUUAAUUAUUUUGCUCAUUAUCAUUUAUUAACAUUGUUAAAACCAUCUUUAACAGUUCAACCUCCUGAUAGAGAUGUAAGGGUAUUGGUUACUACAUGUUCAUCUCAAGUGGCAGGAACUGUUGAUCUUGAAGAUUUAUUAUGGGAAACAAAACCAUAUCCAAAGAGAUCACCUACUAAGGUUUAUGGUACUUCUAAAUUAUUAUUAGGAUUAUUUGCUAGAGAAUUUCAAAAGAGAAUAAUGGAAUAUGAAAGAAAAGAUGGUAUGAAAUGUAAUGUUCGUAUAAAUAUUGUUAAUCCUGGACUUAUGAGAACUCCAUCUACUAGAAGAUUAAUUGGAAUGGGAUCACUUUGGGGAUUAUUACUUUAUUUAAUUUUAUAUCCUAUUUGGUUUUUAUUUUUAAAGAGUGCAAGACAAGGAGCUCAAUCAUAUCAUUUUGCCAUUAAUGCUCCUAUAUUUCCCAAGAUUGAAGGAGGUAAUCUUAUUCAAGAAUGUAAGAUUAAUACUAAAGUUAGAUCAGAAUUUAAUGAUUUAGAAUUACAAGAAGAAUUAUUUAAUAAAACGGAAUCAAUCAUUAAUGAUUUAGAAAAGAAAUCAGCUAUCAUUAGAAAUAGUCAAAAAUCAAAACUGGAAAAAGCCAAAGAAAAGAAAGAAGAAGAUCAAAAGAAAUCUGAUCUUGCUAAACAACCAAAAUCAACUGAAGAACUUGAUUUUAAAUUGAAUCAAUUAAGAAAUGAUAUAGGUCUUGGAGUAGGACAAGUUAAAAAUCCUGAUGAUUUACCAUUAUUCCCCACUGAAGAUGAAAGGAAAGUCAUAAGUGAUAAUAAAGGUAAGGCAAAGAGUAAUCAAAAAGGUAAAUCUAAAUCUAAAUCGAAGAAAACGUAG
Scheffersomyces coipomensis is the source of this 1383-nucleotide messenger RNA. RefSeq names its product putative oxidoreductase. The coding region runs from base 1 to 1383 and encodes 460 amino acids. The transcript has a single exon. Lineage: Eukaryota; Fungi; Ascomycota; Pichiomycetes; Serinales; Debaryomycetaceae. The record is from RefSeq and is a predicted model, not a curated record.